AUGGUGUCUUUGGUACGUUUUUCUCACACCUCACACUUCCUUACUGGACCAACCUGGAUGCUAAGCUGUGCACGAUCACCGGGUGUUGUCAAGUCCACUGAAGAGGCAGUGCAGAAUCAGCUUUUUGCCUCAGCCAACAUUUUCGUGGCAACAGAUGGGGAAAGCAAAGGUGAAGCGUGUGCUGUCGGGCUGGUUGAUGCAAAUUCAGAUCUGUCUUUCCCUUCAGGGGAUGGUUCUGAGGGUUCGGAGGAGCAAUCCCCGUUCAAACAGGAAUUGAGUGCAACUCUGUACACCGCAAAAGACAUGACGGAAGGCCAUGUUUGUUUCAUCGCUGAUUGCCAAGCCGCCAUCCUGGCUGUGUUGAAUCUCAUGUUAACGUGUUUUCCAAUGCUGGCUGGCUCGCACCAAGGCUCCCAGCUGCGGCAAAGGUCAGUGCAUGUGCUCUGGUAG
This is a messenger RNA of Symbiodinium sp. CCMP2592, 450 nucleotides long. The record is from the annotation of a GenBank genome assembly. NCBI's taxonomy places the organism in Eukaryota, Dinophyceae, Suessiales, Symbiodiniaceae.